This is a messenger RNA of Cavenderia fasciculata, 2604 nucleotides long. RefSeq lists its product as uncharacterized. The record is from RefSeq and is a predicted model, not a curated record. NCBI's taxonomy places the organism in Eukaryota, Evosea, Eumycetozoa, Acytosteliales, Cavenderiaceae. The transcript is spliced from 2 exons. The coding region runs from base 1 to 2604 and encodes 867 amino acids.
AUGAAUAACUUUGAAAACACAUUCAAUCAAGUAGAUGACCAAUCAAGUAAAAGGACACUUCCUUGGUUAUUAAUCACAAAAAUCAUUAGAUAUGCAUAUGAUUUUAGUAGUAUAUGUACAUGUGUCAACACAAACCGGUUAAGAGGUGUAUAUAAUGAACAUAAUCGAUUCGUUUGGGAUACACGAUCUAAACUAGAGAAUUUAGAAAAAAUAAGGGAUGAUGGCACUUGCUUGAGAGUAACAGCUCACCUUCAAAUGGAACAGAGAUUCAAAGAAGAACAAUUAAAUAGAGAUGACAUGUGUCCAAUUCACCAAUACAUCAUUGACAUUAAGAAAAGACCUUCAUUUAAUUUCGUUGGUGAUUUUCCUUCAAACAAGUAUCUCGGGUUGGUUGAUGACAGCAACAUAAGGAAACUAUCUUUAGCGCUCGUCUCCAAGAGUCUAUUCAACUUUGUGUCUACUCGUCUCUUUACCAAAAUCAAGAUAAUGCCCACCAUUGAAUCGCAGACACAUAUCCAAAACCCAUUUUGUGUCAUCAAGAGAGCCACCCAUCUUUCUCUAUUACCACUAAAUAGAUACGGUGGAGGAGCUUCAAUCUUGGAUUAUCAAGAUAUUCAAAGGUUUAUCAAAGAUGUCCCUAGUCUAUGUUGUGAUGUGGAAGAACUCAUCUUUAAAGGUCAAACCUUUUUAGACUCUGAAACUCUCCUAAUCAUCACUGCCAAUCUUCCCAACAUCACAUGCAUCCAUCACCACCGAAAGACCGACGGAACAACCAUCAAUGAAUUAUUCACCAACUUUACCAAAGUUACAUCUUGGGAUCUUUCAAAUGUAUCCAUUAACAACUCUAAGAGUCUUGAUCAACUACCACUGUUGAUUAAAUCAGACUCCCCGAUUAGAAAGAUAAUUUUACCAAACUAUUAUGAUUGGAAUUUACUGGAUCCAGCGGUCAAACAAAACCUAGAGGUUUUAUCAUUUCAAGAAAAAAAAUCAUAUCAUCUAUUACUUGACCUGCAGGAUGAUCAUUCCUCAUUUCCAAGUCUUAGACAUAUAAUACUUGAUGGUUAUUAUUUAAAGGAAUGGAUAGAUUUAAAAUUACCAACCACAGUUGUAAAGGUUACACUUUUAUCAUGUCGAAAAAAGAAAUCACUUUUAUUCUUUAAAGAAAACCCACAAAUCAAAACAAUUAGAUUUCUAAAUAUUUUUUACCAAUUGGAUACAUUUUGUAAUCAUUCUUUACAAUUGGAUGAUAUAAGUUGUCUCCCAUUCAAUGAAAUCCAAUCAAGUGUAGAGAAUAUUAUCAUUCAUUCACCAACCUCUAUUUUGGAGAGUGAUGUAAGACAAUUUCAAAAAAAUGGUUAUCAAUUUAUUGGAUCAACAGCUGCAAGAAAUUCAAAUUUUAAAUUACAAUUUAAAAGAAUGGAGGAUUCUGAAUACGAAUCUUUAAAUCAACUUAUUCAACCACCAUGUACAUUUCAAGUUAAAAACAAGAAAUUUUAUAAAGACUAUUGUGGUAGUAGUAGUCAAAAUAUACUCCCAAAUUUCAUUCUAUUCAAGAUUAUUGGAAUGGUUUGGAAUUUAAGAGGUAGUUGUACAUGUUGUCAUAAUCAGAGUAUCAAAGAUAGAAUUAAAAAUGAUGGUAUUAAAUUAUUGGACAAUCAAGAAUUUAUGAAAGAAUUGGAAAAUAUUAAAUCAAAUUGUGCGGUUCAUUUUUCAACCAAAACUGCCUAUCAUCCAGGUGGAUUCAAUUCAAUACACAUCAAUCGAUCAAGAUUUCAACUGUCUCUUUUAUCAAAAGCUACAUUUGGAUUUAUUCAAUCAAAUUAUUUCAACACCUUUAUUCCCCCUUUAGAGUCAGCCUCAAUGUCUGUUCAUUUGGAAAACAAUUAUUGUUUGUUGAACCAUUUCACCUCACUGGAAUUGUUUCAUGACCGUCCUUAUGAAUCAUCUUUGGAUUACUUUCUAGGUAAAUCUCUUACGAUUACUGAGAUAUCAUUCAAUGUAAUAGAUAUUCUUGAUAAAUACAGUGAUACCUACAACUUUUAUCAGAAAACGGCCAAAUCUUUUAUCCCACUGGAUAUUCGAUAUUUGGAGAACCGUGGAGCUUAUCAUAUAAUCGACCACCAACUAUCAGAACAAUUAAAAGGAAAACCAAUAGAGAAACUAUAUAUCCAUGAAGAUCAACGUAAAAGUGUUUAUGAAUCAUUAUCAGAUGAUACCAAGAUGUCAAUGAAAUCAAUAUUGAUCAAUCUAAACGAAGAUCAAGAUCUUGUACUUUUAAACCUCUUUCCAAAUGUAACACAGUUGCAUAUUGACAAAUCAGAUAUAAUCCAAAAUAUCAUUCUCCCAUCUAAAAGAAUUAAGAAAGUGAUUGGAUACGCUUACCAAAAGAUUACUAGUUUUCUAAAGAUCAAUCAAUCAAUCGUAACUUUUAAAACACUCUUUAAAAGUUUUAAUGAGAUUGGGUAUCUAGAAUCUCUAGUAAAAGAUAAUGAUUUAGUAGAUGCAAUACAUAUUAGAAAUCUAGUCUUUCAAAUUAGUUCAACACCUUCUAAAAAUCUAUUAUCUAAUCCCUACUUUCAGCUUAAUAAAACAAUAAACUCUUAA